AUGUGGCGCGACCGCACAAACCUCUACAUCUCCUACCGGCAGUCGUACGCUCAUCAUCCCAACCAACGAUCCAAAUAUGCCCAGGGCGGCUUCUCGGACGCCUACUCGAGCAGCAGCUUUGCGCACGAAGACCGGCGCGGGCUGCUCUCGAGCGGCGCAUUCGAAGAUGAUGGCGACGCUGUAAUCGAGAUGGACCUGCUGCCGCCGCGGUGGUCGGACAUCUCGGACGACAUCACAGAGCUGCUCGCCGAGAUUGCCACAAAGAGCCAGCGCCUCGACAAGCUGCACCAGACGCAUGUGCUCCCGGGCUUCGACGACGACGAGACCAAGCGGGCCGAGGAGGUGCAGAUCGAGAGACUCACCCAAGACAUCACAAAGGGCUUUCACCAGUGCCACCAGCGGAUCCAGAAGCUUGAGGCCAUGGUUCGCGAGUCGAAGCAGUCCGACAGCAUCAGCAGAGCCGAGGAGACAAUGGCGAAGAACAUACAGAUAUCCCUUGCCACAAGGGUCCAAGAUGCAAGUGCAAACUUUAGAAAGAAGCAGAGCGCAUAUCUCAAGAAACUCCGCGGAAUGGGUGGCCUCGGCGCAAUCAGUCCCAUUGACCGUCCAACAUCUCCAAUGCCGGGCUCUUCCUACAUGGACCCGUCCCUUCAAGAAUCAGAUGCCGACCGGUCCUUCUCCCAAUCGACGCUACAGGUAGCCAUGCAGCAAAAGACGCUGCACUCAAACGACACCGCCAUCGCCCAGCGGGAGCGAGAAAUCGAAGAAAUCGCACAAGGCAUCAUCGAGCUGUCCGACCUUUUCCGAGAUCUCCAGACCAUGAUCAUUGACCAGGGCACCAUGCUGGACCGGAUCGACUAUAACGUUGAGCGCAUGAACACAGAAGUCAAAGCUGCCGAUAAAGAGCUGAUAAUAGCGUCUGGCUAUCAGAAAAGGAGUAUCAAGAGGAAGGUUAUACUCUUGCUACUGCUAUUGGUUGCUGGCCUAUUCAUUCUGCUUUUGGUCAAACCUAAGAAGAAUAGGGACUAGGCACCUGGAUUAAGAUGAGCUGGGAAUCAAAAAGUUCGAUAGAGGUGGGAAGGGAAAUUCGGCGUUGUGCGUCGAGAUGACGCAGUCAAAAUGAGAGCAAGUCCGCUCUCUCUUUUUCGUGGUAACUGUGGCUCAGCAUGGCGUUGUGACAAGCGGUUUGAUGGUCAUAUUGCUUUUGAUGUGUGGCCAUGUGUAUCAAUAAUGGAGCGAAUAGUGCUCCCCAAGGAAAAAGAAAAACCAAUGAUACACUUGGAGUUUAAUGGGGGGGUUUUGAUUAGAAUUUAUUUACAUGUUUCUGUAGAUAGUAUUGUACAGCGGGGCUCUCCUGCGCGUGCCUCGAGAUAGAUUCAUAUGUGCCAUGUGUUAGUGCUAGUA
Molecule: messenger RNA, 1404 nt
Organism: Trichoderma atroviride IMI 206040
Lineage: Eukaryota; Fungi; Ascomycota; Sordariomycetes; Hypocreales; Hypocreaceae
Biological process (GO): vesicle-mediated transport; vesicle fusion; intracellular protein transport
Cellular component (GO): SNARE complex; endomembrane system; membrane
Molecular function (GO): SNARE binding; SNAP receptor activity
Source: RefSeq, a predicted model, not a curated record